AUGAAGGCUUUUGUUAUAUCAGGACUUCUGCUGCUGCUCAUAUCUGGGAUGUGGAGGUGUUCUGGGCAACAGCCAGUAUUGGUGGAGUGCAAUUAUCUGAAUCUUCGUGUUGUAGCUAAAAGGGCGCUGUUUUAUCCAGAUGAGCUUGUAGGCCCUGAUGAAUUAUUUCUAGGGACGGACUGCAGAGUGACUUUUGUGCGACCACAUGAAUUUGAGUUUAAUAUUCCUAUCCAGAACUGUGGGAUUGUUGUAGAGAUAGUAGUUGAUAGAACUAUCUUUUAUUCCUGGCUCACCUAUAAACCCAAAAAUUUACAAAUUUCUGCUGAGCUUCCGCUGAAGUGUGUGGUUCCCAGGUCAGUACAAAACACAUGCUCAUUGAUUAAAUUCCAACGGCUCUUGGCUAAAAUGUAUCAUUGCUUGUCCACAAACCUUGAAAUUCAUAACUUCUUUUUUUUUGUUUUGUUUAGUUUUCUUUUUCUUUAUCGGGAGGGAGUUUUCAGAGAUCCCUCAUGAGAUCCUGAGUUUUGUAGCUAUGUGUUUACAGCAUGUCAAUCCAUCUUAACUUUAUUGCAGCCCCUACCAGAGGCCAAACUUUAGGCCAAGAAAGUGAAACAAGUUACAAAGCCAUGAGUGGGUCCUGGCUGUUCAUCCUUUCCACUCCUCACAAUGAAGGACAUGUUGCCAGGCCAAGUGCAUCACACCAAUACUGACACACAGUAUCGGUGGAAAUUUCUUAAGUACACGGAUUGGCUUUGGCCUUCUGAACAACCCAAAAGACCCUAGCUGGGUCUCAUGGCAGUCAUGUAAAACCAGCUACUCAAGAGGAUAAGGAAGACAGACAGACUGUAAGUUAAAGACCUGCCUAACGCUACUCUGAGUUUAAGGCCAGCUAUAAAAACUAAACCAUCUCAAUAUAAAAAGAGGGCCGAGGACAGAGCUCAGUGGUAGAGUACUUACCUAACAAUCACAAUGCCCUGAAAUGAAUCCCCAAGUACUGCAAGAUAGAGGUGGGGGUGGCGGAAGGAGGGAGAGAGUGGAGAGAGAAGAGACUGAAAGUCUAGGUUUCUAAAAUAUUAGGUUUCAGAAAGUCAAAUGAAAAUUAAUUCUACCUUCUAAGUUUUAAAAUAAUUCAGCAAUAAACUACAUAAAAGAUAAAGCUUUAAAAACAAAAACAGCCAACUGGUUCAAAUAGUAA
Alexandromys fortis (reed vole) is the source of this 1195-nucleotide messenger RNA. Its product is annotated as oocyte-secreted protein 3-like. The record is from RefSeq and is a predicted model, not a curated record. The transcript is spliced from 3 exons. NCBI's taxonomy places the organism in Eukaryota, Metazoa, Chordata, Mammalia, Rodentia, Cricetidae. The coding region runs from base 1 to 513 and encodes 170 amino acids.